AUGGGACUCUUCAGAAACCAGAGCGUCGACCCUCCCACCUUCCUCAUGACGGGCAUCCCAGGCCUGGAAGGCAAAGGCCUCUGGCUCGCCAUCCCUUUCUGUGCCAUGUAUGCGGCAGCCAUCUUGGGAAACGCCCUCAUCAUUCUUGCGGUUGCCAUGGUACCUAGCCUCCACAAGCCCAUGUACCUUUUCCUCUCCAUGCUGGCUGUGAGUGAACUGGGGGUGUCCCUCUCCACCCUCCCUACUGUGUUGAAUGUCUUCAUAUUUGAUGCCAGAGAGAUUGGGAUGGGUGCCUGUUUUGCCCAGAUGUUCUUCAUCCACUGCUUUACCCUCAUGGAUUCGGGAGUCCUCUGGGCCAUGGCCUUUGACCGCUUCGUAGCCAUCUACAACCCCCUCCAGUAUGUCACUAUACUUACCAGUCCCAGGGUUGCCAUGAUGGGUUUUGGAAUUGCUACGAGGAGCAUCGUCCUAAUGGCCCCGUUGCCUAUUCUGCUGAGGAGGCUGCCCUUUUGUGGGUCCAACGUGUUAGCCCAUCCCUACUGUUUGCACCCAAAUUUAAUCCGGCUUCCAUGUGCCGACGUCACAGUGAAUAACCAAUAUGGCUUGUUUGUUGUUCUCUCUACUUUUGGGCUCGAUUCUCUAAUUAUAAUUUUGUCCUACAUAAUGAUUGUCAAGACUGUCUUAGGCAUUGCCUCCAAGGAAGGGCGCCUCAAGGCCCUGAACACUUGCGUCUCCCACUUCUGUGCUGUCGUGAUAUUUUUUAUCCCUAUGAUUGGUGUGUCUAUGGUGCAUCGUUUUGGCAGGCAUGCGUCUCCCCUGGUGCACGCCCUCAUGGCCAACGUCUACCUCCUGGUUCCUCCAGUACUGAACCCCAUCAUCUACAGCAUGAAGACCAAAGAGAUCCGCAAAGUCCUCUACAAAUUUUUCUCCUGA
Messenger RNA from Eublepharis macularius, 933 nucleotides. RefSeq names its product olfactory receptor 51I2-like. NCBI's taxonomy places the organism in Eukaryota, Metazoa, Chordata, Lepidosauria, Squamata, Eublepharidae. Gene Ontology annotation, biological process: G protein-coupled receptor signaling pathway. Gene Ontology annotation, molecular function: olfactory receptor activity; G protein-coupled receptor activity. Gene Ontology annotation, cellular component: membrane. The record is from RefSeq and is a predicted model, not a curated record. The coding region runs from base 1 to 933 and encodes 310 amino acids. The transcript has a single exon.